AUGUUGUGGCCGCCGACGCCGACCUCGGCGUCGCCGUCUUCUCGGCAUCCUUCUCUCGCAGCUCUCCUCCCGUCAGACACUUUCUUUCCAUCCUCACCGGGCUGCUCGCCCACCGCUGGACUUCGGCUGGAUGACGUGUCUCCCCGGGCCUCUCUUUUCCUCGGUGUGUCUGCGGGGGCAAGCAGCCCGACGAACUGCCUUCGAACAGCAGCGGGAGGUGCGCAGCAACCAGGAGGGCCGUCGAGUGCUUCUAAGGAACACGCUGUGCGGCUUUUGUCUGGAACGGGCGGGGACGGUUCAUCUUCUCUCUCUUUGGGUCCCAUAUCUGCCGGUGUUAUCCCCUUCUCACGGAUGGUUACUCCGUCGCAUGCACUCCUGUCGAAGGUGCUGGUGAGCGGAUCCGCUUCACCGUCAAAUCGAACGGGCAACCGUUGGACGUCAUCAUCCGCGGCUCUGCCUCUGAUUACGACUUCGACCGGAGAUGCUUUCCCUCUGUUUGCCACGACGUCAACGUCGUCGGAUUCCCACGACGAUGUUGCCCCCCUUGCCACAAAUGCCACGACCAGCGGUUCAAGCUCGUCUUCCUCGACAGGGGGAAUAACAGGCGCCCCCCCGCUGCUUCUCCCCCUGGCUCGCCGCCGAAGCUACAGAGAUCCUGCCCUUUUGUUGAGCGCCGCCCUCACAGCGACCGGCGCGUCUUCUGCAUCUUCCGGCGCAGCCUUUUCGCCCAGAGGGGUCGAGCGGCGAGCGGAGGGCGCAGGAGUCGAUGCAGUGCCCGGCUCGGCGGCAGCCAUCGCAUCGUCUCUAAGUCACAGCGCUCUGGAUUUCAGUCCGCGCCUUCUCAACACUCCCCGCUCUGGCCUUUUGUUUUCGCGCACUUGCUCGCCUACAGCGGGUAUGGGCCUGGCUGCCUCACUGCUUAACGGGGCAGGUCAUCCCGGUCUUCUCUCCCAGCAUCACAACGCGUUGCAGGCACUCGCUGCCGCUUCGAAAGGAGAAGAGGAGGCGGCUACGCUUUUACGCAACGCCUCUUUGGCAUUUGGCAGUUCCAGCUGCACUGGUAGUGCGAAAGAAGGCACUCGACGUGGCUCACUUGGCGGGGAUAGCCGCCCUGCGGAAGCUGCAACGCUGUCUGAAAAUGUCAACUGCGUGCAGAAAACAGACGGGGGCUCCUCCCCACGCCGUGGCGCGCCCGUGCGUGGCAGUGAGGCCCGAAGCGCGUCUUCGCCUACUGCGCGGCGGAGGUCCUCUGCUUCACGCACAAGCGCAGGGGCGACUUCCGGAAGCGCCACUCGCCGCCAGCCUCCAUCUCUCCUCGACCCUUCCUUUCUGUUCCAUCCAGCGCAGGGACGCGCAAGUUCCUCACGGAGCGCUGCGAUGUGUCUCCUCGACGAUGCGGCCGUCGCUGAAGGGUCAACAGUGAGUGCGGCGUCUCCGUGUGGACACGGUGCAUUCGACUCUUUCGGGGGCAGCUCGGCGUUUUCUCCCUCGUGCUUCUCUCCCCCUUCUGUUUUUGGAAUGGGGUCGUCGAAUGCGCCGUUUUACUCUCCCUCCAACUUGUCGUCGUCGCCGACAUCCGCCUCGGAGGUAGCCGCUGCGGCAGCGCAGAGCCUGUUGUGCCAUGGUGUAGAUGGGGCUUCCCCCACGUCUCCACUGCACCUGCCUCUCCUUUCUCAGCGUCAACAGCUGCUUCUCCAGGGCGGCCACCGCCGCAGCAGCUUGUUUUCUCCAGCGUCUGGAGGCAGAGCUCUUCCCGCGACCCCGACGGGGGCGGACUCUCUGUUCAGCGUGUUCUCCGUCUCGACGGCGAGCCAGCGGGGCAGCGGCGGAGACACCCCUCGUGCGGCACAGGGCAGCUGCUCAGCGGACCUGAGGGAGACAAGUACCGCCGCCCGAGCGUCGCUCGGCCUGCAGACACCGCGCUGUGCGCUCCCCCCCCUGCCGUCGUUCCUUCAAGUCGACGAGGCCACGACACUGGCGGGAGGAUUCUCACGGUCAGGAUCUGGUGGCGUAGGCAGGGGCGAAGGCGCGGGGCGAGGCAGCGUUGCCUCGUACGCUUCUCUCCAGGCUCUUCUUCCGCACAAUCCGGCGGGCGCAGGGUCGCAGAGUAUGACGUCGUCGCAGUUGCCUUUCUCUUCAUCAACGUCGGGCCUUCCCGCGCUGCCAGCCGGAGCUUGCCCCCAGGAGGGCAGUGCGCAUACUUCGUCUGGUGAGGGUGACGCCGGGGCUGUGUGCCGGCCGUUCGGCGGCCUGGCGUCACAGCAGUCGGACGCAAGCGACCUGAAAAGUGCGACCCAGGGGAGUUUGAAGGAGCAGGGUCACAUGCGGGAGGGCAGUAGCCCGGCGACUUCCGCGCAGAACGCUGGCUCGCCGCCGUUCUUCCCUUCUCUUCUUGCCAUGCCAACUUUUGUGGCGUCCUCAGAGGGCAGUGCCCUGGGCGGUAGCGCGUUGGCAGUCCAGGGGAUCGCGCGAGCUGGCGGAGCGGGUGCCGGCGCCUGCCCUCUCUCGGGCGUGAAUGGUAUCAAGGGGCCGUCGCUCCCUUUAGCCCCUGGCGUGCCCAUCACUGGGGAGAAGACUGGGGACGCAGAGAGCGACGACGCGCAAGGCGACCCCGGCGCAGCCUUUCUGAGAGCCCAACAGAAGGCUGCUGGAGAAGGCGAGGGUCUGUUUCCGGCGGCCAGAAAGAGCGACGAGGGAACCGUGGCGACGGGGACAGCCAGCCCCUGUAGUGGCGGCGGGCGCAUGACCAACCUGUACAGUAUCGCCUCGACGUCGCCCAGAGGCACGCCCUCCGGCACGCCAUCCUCCGUGUGCCUCUUUGGCCGAGAGGCGGGGGAGAAGGAGAGGCAAAGCCCCGGGUCGUUCAUGUCGACAGAAGAUCGUCUUCGCGCCUCCUCGCAGUCUGGAAAGAACGCCUCGAAACUGACUCCGCACGUAGGCGGCAGGGCGGCUGGUCAGCAGCCCCCGUCUCCGUCGAAAACGGAGACAGAGGGGACGCCCUCGCCGACCAAAACAGGCAAGAGCGGGCCGUCAGCCUUCCUCGCUUCGUUUGAGGACGCAAAUUUCCAGCAGCCAUCCGAGGAGUUCAUCGCGUACUGUGUGCAGAAACAUCAGACGCGCUGGCCAACGCCGCAGAAUCUGCCGGGCAUCCAAAUGGAGCAGCAGCAGAGGCGUUGGUGCGCUUCCGUGUACUACAGAGGCUGCCAGCACAAGCGGCGCUUCAGCAUGGGUCGGUGGGGCGUGCUGGGCGCGUUCUACGCCGCCAUCGAGUGGCGACAGUCGCACUGCUCACGCCUGAACUCUCUGAAGGGCCGCGCACCGGGCAACUCUGAGAGGAGCGCCGGCGCAGGGGGGUCAGGCAGCGGGUCGCAGAAGAAGCGCGUACGUCGAAGCAGCUCCAGCAGCUACAAUAGCAGCAACAGCCAAGGGAUAGGCAUGGGUGGAGGACGCGUCUCCGCGGGCGGCCCGCUGUCAGGGUCCCUCGGCUCUGACUCUGCGUCCGGGAGUUCGCAGGGGGGCACUGUGGGGCCCUAUGGAGUUUCGGAGACCGGCUUCAACCUGGCUGCGUCUGCGUCGGCGUGCGACGCCGAGAAAGGCGAGGGUGUGCAGGGGCUGUACUCGGGCUUACAAGAGAGCGCGUUCUCCAAGGGGCAGGUCAAAGAGGAGCUCGAGGGGAGCGGCUAUCGAGACCCUGCAGGCAGAGACCCGUCUGCGGUCGGAGCCAAGUCGAGGGCAAGUGGCAACACCGAUUACUGCGGUGUGACGCUAUCGAGCAGCCCGAAGAUUUCCGAGGCAGAUGGCGACAAACAGAUGUACUCAGGAGCCGAAGCUGCAGGACAGGAGGAUGGAGCGCGUGUUGCAUUCGGCGACGAGAAUGCGGGAGACGCCCAGCAGAAUGCCGGUGUGCGUGGAGACCUUGGAGGCAACGCAGGCCGUGGAGCCGGCGGCCUGCACGCGUUCUUUGGCGGCGCCUUCCGAGGCGCCUCAGGAGACGCGGCGGAGAGCGACGUCGGCCUUUCAGGCGUCGCCAGGGGGGGGCUCGAGGCGCUGACGGGAAUGGGCAAGAAGCGGAGACGGGGCGACGAGAGCUUUGAAGCCAGAGGAGGCUUGCACGUGGGCGCGAACGGCCACAAUGCGACGCCAGCGGACAGCUCAUUCGGAUUUCUGCCGCCGCAAGGUGGAGGUUUCGGUACUUCUUUGAUGGUCGGCGCAGGCGAGGGAGCGGUGCGUGAUGCCGACGCUCUCCACCCUUCGGCCGACUCGACUCCGGCGACCUGCCCGUCCUUCAGUUCGCCGCAAGGUGCCUCGCCCCCGCACAGUCUGUCUGGGAGCGCAGCGGACGGCUCGCCCGCGCUUCCGCCGGCCUUCUUGUCUGGCGAAGGCGCCCAGACCGAGGGAGGCGAAGCGUCGCUUCUUCAGGUCGGUUCUGAGACGCAUUUACAGGGUUUAGGGAGCGCGAACGACGGGUCCUGCGGAGCUGCUGUGGCUUCGCCUCAGACUCACGCCGCCAGCCACGGGUUCAGGGGGGGGCUUGUGCCUUUGGGCGCUGGCGGCCUAGGGAUGUAUGGGCAGCCGGCGAAUUCGGCCGCGCCAGGCGGCGGCUCGGUUGGCCCUCUGGGCAUCGGUUUCGUGCCAUCGCCCCAGGCGUCUCCGUUCGACAUGCAGCAGCAUCUCCACUCGCCCCUCCACCCUGCGCAGCUGUACAGGAGCCGCCACGUCGGCGCGGCCGCUGCGGCGGGGGCGGUUCCAGGGGCGCCAGGUGGUUCCGCAGGGAUACCUCGGCGCGAAUCCGGCGACGAAUCCCGCCUGUCCGCCUCUGGGAACGAACUGUUUCCAGCCCUGUUCUCCGAACGUCACCCCGUCGCUGCCCCCCCUGCGGUGGAUGUGCAUGGCCUUGCCGCGCCAACUUUCGGCGUGUCGGCCGUCCCUGCCGGGUCCGCCCAGGGCUACUCGCGACCAAAGUCGUCUGGAAAGAAGCGAGACGGCGCCCCGGGCAGCCCCGAGCAGAAGAAGGUAGGGGCGGCUGCAAAGGAGGGGCGGCAAGGAGGCGGGCAGAACGGAGGCUCCAGAAGCCGCAGAACGAAGGGCCUGAGCGUGAGUGGAACGCCAGGCCGCGGCGUGUUCUCUGCGCCCUACUCGCCUGGUCUUGACCAGUCGUCUUCGGCUGCGGGCGCCGCGUAUCCGGCCCAGCGGCCGAACCUCGCAGCGCCUUCAGGCUCCUACGCCGCGCACCCGCUCUCCGCAGGGGCCGUCGUCGACGGCGUCCCCGCCCCGACAGUUGAGUGGCAUGAAGGCUUCCGCCGCCCGUUUGGCACUGAAGGGAGACAGCAGUUGCUGAGACACUUGCGUCAGGUCUACAACGCAGACAGCGGGUACUGGGGCGAGCGGCUGCGCCACGCAAAUAUCGCCUUCAGCCGCAUCGCCUAUGCGACCGUCGCGGAGCUGUGGAAGAUUGCACACGUCAUGGACUGCUUCCCGAUCGCCCUCGCCUUCUCGAACCGACACUCCGCCACGGCGGCCGCCUCCGCCUCCGUCGGUGCGGCGUCGCCUCACGAGGACAACGGCGCCGCGACGGCGGGAGGCCUGGCGGGCGCCCCAGACCUCUCUGGCGGCGGGCCGGCUGCCCCAGGCGCAGCCGGAAAGAAGAGCAGUGGCGCCAAAGGCGACAAAAGCGAGAAAGGAAAGGGAUCAAGAAGAGCCAACGCUGCAGGCGCGCCCGUCUUGGGCAAAGGGCACCAAGCCAAGCCAGGCGGAGGCAGCUUGCAGCUGGCUUCCGCGAAUGGACUUCCAGUGCCGAUGGGCGGCGAUGGGGCACUGGGUGCGUCUUCCUCAUUCCCAGAAGGUCCCACGCAUGCAGACGGGGGAGGGCGGGCUUUCGCGCGCGCGUCGGCCGGCUCGGACGGCGGCGACGCAGCCUGCGUCGUCCCUCCGUUCUCUAGCUUUCUUCCGGACUCCGGCUGCGCAGCGAUUGGCGCAGGCAAAGGGGGACUAGCGACGCCGUCGAUACCUGGUUCCAUGGGCGGAAGAGGCAAAGGGAAGGGUAAAAUCAAUGCCAGCGCCGCAGCCGCCCGCGGCAGCAGAGUGUGGGGCCUUGGGGGACAGAACCUCGCUUCGGCUGGCCUCUUCAACGCAGAUGGAAGCCUGCAGGAAGUAGAGUCUUCUCGUGGACAGACAGAGGCCGGCGAUGGAAGCGUGGAGGCGACAGCAGACGCGGUCGCGUCGCCAAACAAGUCUGCCGACCCUGAGCAGAAUCCAUCCUCUCUCCAGGGUGAAACAGCGAGCGUGGGGCCUUCGUCGCCCGCUGGCGAUGAGGUCGCGACCUCCGCGGGGCGGGCAUCUGCGAAAGCAGCAGGGGAGGGUGCGGGUCUGCAGGCCCUUGCAGGCGAGCUCCCAACAGCCCCCCCGACGGACGCGUUCCUGUCAGCCUCUCCGUCGCGUCUCGGCCGAGAGAAGAGAGCAAGAGAACAUGGCGAGGGCGUGAAGCACGCCAGUCCACGACCCGGCAUGGUGAGCGACGGCGCCGCGCGAGAAGGCGAGAAGGGAGACAACAAGGAGUCUGCGCGCGCCGCUGCCGGAAGCAGCGUGUCAGGCAGACAGCGGUCGAACGCCAGCGGGGGGAAGAGAAGAGACGAGGGUGCCCGACAGCCGUCACAGGCAUCUUCUGGCACUUCCGCUCCGGGAGACGCAGAAGAAGAAUGUGAAGACGCGUCGAAGCAGCCGUCGUCCUCUCGUGCGCGCGCGGCGAAGAAGAAGCGCGGCUCAGAAACGAAAGACAAGAGGAGAAGAGAAGAGGGGAAAGACGACGCGAGCCGCGACGACGACACACCGCCGCGGGGUGGAAGCGAUACGAUGACAUCGAGUAGCCAGAAGACUUUCCCCCACUUUACGUUUGUCGCCGACGCCGCGCACCAGGCGCUGCCGCCCGUGUCACUCUCUGGAGAAGAAGAAAGCGACGAGGAGGUUGAAGAAUCUGCUGGACGACUGGCAUUCUCGCACGCCCGCUCCGGCGCCCGCCAUUCCGCUCGCGGUGCUCACGUCAUUGUCCCGUCUUCGCUGUCUCCCGCGUGUUCGUUCGUCUCGUGUUCCUCUCCUUCCUCCCCUUUCUCUUCGUCUCCAAGCGCUGGUAGUCGCGAUUCGCACGUCUGUCUCGCCGAGCACGGCGGCCCUUCAGGUGAGCGCGGUACCUCGUCUUCGUGUUUUCCGCCGGUUCGGGUUCUCUUGUCGUCUGCGGAGCCGAGCUGUGCUGCGGCUUCUUCGUUGCCGCCUUCGUCCUCCCAUGAGCAUGGGGGCCCGGCGCGCACGCGAGAAAACCGUGCAAGCCCGUGUGUCGGAUUCGAGGCGAUGCGUCCGGCUUCGCUGGGGAGGGAAGACCCUUGCAAAGCCGUCUCCUCAUGUGUCCCCUCCCCCUCGGCGCUCCUCCGUCAAUACCUGGUGGAAUUGCGCGCGCGAUCGGAAUCAGAGACAAGCGGGAGACAGUCCAGCCCCGCCCCUUCGUCGUCUGCGAAACUGAGACAGUGCGAGGGCGCCGGAGGCCGCCCGCGACCCAGGAGCCGAGCCCCGGUGGGUAAAGCUGCGCGACAGGAGCUGGAGAGCGCCAGGUCUCCGGCGGCGGGCGUGCGUGGUUUUGAGGCGGAGGACGGCAAAGACAAGCGGCGACAGAUGCUGACGUGUCUCUCUCUUUUUUCGCAGAUGCAGACGAAGGCGCCGCGGGGGCCCGCGGCGAGUCUCGCGCUUCUGCCUGAACGCACAUCUCGCAGACAGUGCCUUCCUCUUCGGCCAGAACCGAGAGUAGAAGGGCACAUCGGACCCGGCGGGACCCCGGUGGAUGAUAUCGACCCCUUGAAAGUUUUUACCCCUCCCGUGCAAAACGCAAGAAACCAAACUAGCCACUGCCACCUAGUAGCAGACGCUGUGGAGGAGUCAAUGCCGCAACGUGCGCUCGGAGAGCCGCCCAACGCGCUGCGUGCCUCUGUGCAGAGUCCAAGCGGAUCGCUUACUUCUCCCCCGUUCUUUCAAAACGCAAAUCUCGCGUCACUGUCUACUGCCUUGUCUCUCUCGCUCUCUGCCUCGCGCGCGUCGCCAGCCCACCCGCACCGCGAUGCUUCGCCCGUGUCUUCACCGUCGGCGUCUCGGGCGUCCCCCGUGGCUAGCCCGCUUCGGCCUCCGCCGCUGCUUCGUUCCUCUGCGCGCUCCAAGCGCGCGCGCGCCUUUUCGUCGAGCUCACGAUCUUCUACUCAGCCCUCACACGGUCUGGCUGCGGCUGCGACCAGCGACAAGGCUGCAGGUCGCAGCGAAAAACCGCGCGAGUCAGCAAUGCAUGCAAGCGACGCGGCUUUGCGUGCGCCGGCCGCGCAGCCCGACUCCCUCGAAGACUUCUGUUCGCCCCAGAGGGAUCUUCCGCGCCGCAGGAAGGCGCCCCUGGAGACGGCGGAGGGGGGGGAGCCUCAAUUGCCCGAGGACACAGGAGACACGCGUGGGAAGCCCGGCCUUCAGGCGACUCCUGAGUGGACGCCGAUGCCGCAAGGGAGGCCUGUAGGGGGGGGGGCCUCUGCGUUCCCCCUGCGUCUGAAAUCCGAAGGGGAGCUCACCGGCGAUGAAGCCGCGCGCGAGCACUGUUUGUUCGCGUGUCCGCGCAAGCAGUCGCCUGUUGAGGACGCUCGCGGCCUGCCUGCAAGCGUGGAGCCUUCUAGGCAGCUGAAGCCAAGUUUUGAGGCCGAGGCGGUGCGGCGAAAUCUACUGCACGUCUACGGGGGCCCGCUACGCAUCACGGCGUGCACGUCUCUGGAUCUGCCGGGUGAGCGCCUAGAUGUGUGGGAGGCUCCUGCAGACCCUCCCGAGACGCUGCCGCAGUCGCUGAUUCAGGGGCGGUGCAGCGCACUGUUGUUUUUUGAUCGACUCAAACACGACGCUCCGCCGCCAGCGUUCCGCGGCGCGUGCGAGAGCGGCGACUCGCACGACGCUACGGCCGCGAGACGGCAGAAGGCAGACUCUGAAGUCAAAGCAGGCAGGUGCGAGGCGGGCUACAGAGGAAGCAGACCGCGAGAGUGUGGAGGAGCGGGGGAAGAGCGAAGGGAGAAAAGGAAGAAGGCGCAGGACGAAGAGGCGAGGGGACGUUUAAGACGACACCCUGUCCAUUUUGGCUCCCUGAUUAAGACGGCGUCGCUCUCGUCUUCGGGAAACCGCGGACGGCCUGCGCCUGAAGAACGCUGGGGGGGUGGCGGACGCCAAGGAGCGCGGGAGCAGCGGCGCCUCUCAGUCAACGCAGAGUGGAACGACGAAACAGACGCGGGUUGGUCAGGAGAAGAUCGCCUGAGCGACUCCUCCGCACCCCCCGAUGCGGAGCAAGAGAAACGUUUCCCGCCGGAGAACGGGCGCCUCCUUCUCGGCGGAGGCUACGGCAUGUUCGAGCUCUGGGACCACAGCAUCCCAAUGAGGUCAAGCGAGGUGUGGGAGCUGGACCUCGCGAACCGCGUGUGGGGGCACCCCGUGGCGAUGACUGAGGCGGCGCUGGAUCUCGAUGACAAGCUUCGCUUCGAGGAUCGCGACACGGCGGUGAUCACGGACUCUGGCGGCACGCAGUUUGUCGUCUUCGGCCAAGCUGCGCGGAGCAACACCUGCUGGCACGCGUUCGACAGAGUCUCCAUCUACACUGUGCCUCGUCCGCCUGCGGAGGAAACGGGGAGGCUGCGCGAGGCGCAGGCGCGGCGUGCGUCCUCGUCGUCGUCAUCGUUGUCUCGAAUCGCUUCGGAGCCCUUUUCCUCCGCGGCGUCGUGGCCUACGGCGGUAGACCUCUUCGAACACUUCGAUGCCUGCGGCGACCUUCCUGAGCGCCGAGAGUCGUUCGCCUCAGCGCUGUGGAAAGCUCCGGUUGAUGGCCGCCCUGGCUGGGUCGUUCUCUACGGCGGGUAUGCCUCGUCGGUGCGGCGGCUCGAUGAUCUGUAUCUUCUGGAGCUCCCCGCUGAAGCAGCCUCAGACUCAGCCUCAGCGUCCGCCGCCUCCGGUUCCUCUCCGUCUUCUUCGCGGGGCGCAAGCGCCUUCCGCUGGUAUCUCGUUGAGUGGGGAAAACACUUUCCCCCGAACCCCCAGGGCCCCAGUUGCACAUCGCGCGCCCUCCGCAGGUCCGCACCACGCGAUCGCGCUCCCGAGUCGGCCUCCUCCUCAGAGGACGAAGGCGCAGCGACAGGAGAGACGAUGCGCAGAGAAGACAGCGAACGAGAAGUCGCGAGCUCAGCCGACGAGAGCAGAGAGGCCGUGCCGAUGCGCCGCAGGCGCCCACGCGUCGCAGCGGCGCAGGCGUCCGCGAUUUGGCGGAGCUUGGCGCUGGUGCCUGCGCGGAGACGCGAGGAGCCCAGGAGAGAAGAGAGCAGCCCAGCGAGCGAAGCAAACCGUGCGAGAGCGACCGCGUCCUCUUCUUCAUCUCGCAGACCUGGCGGCGGCACUGUUGUGAGUGAAGCCGCGCAGGCCUCGUCGUGGGAAGAACGGGUGUGGAAGAAGCGGAGGCCGCGAGAGGCACCUUGCCCUGGUACGCGGUUCGGGCACUCGCUCACGUGCGUCGGGUCGCGUCUCUUUCUGUUUGGCGGCGUUCGCUGCGACGCGCCACCGUACUUUGUCUCCUCUCCAUGGCGGGGGAUGGAGCGCGACAGUGCCGGCGGAUUGCCUGCGGCGGCCUCGUCCCCUGCGUCGCCCUCCGCAGGCGAAGCGUCGGCUGCAUCUUCUCCGCGAACGCCCGCGCGAGGGCGUGGGCGAGGGCGAGGCGGUCCGGAGGGAGGCGGCAAGUUGCUGAUGAACGAUGUGUGGAUGCUGUCGCGAGAUGUGUCAUCCUUUGUGGCGAAAUCGCGCGCGCGGCGCCGCACCAAGCGGGGGAGGGAGACGCCGGCGGGCGGCGACCAAGGAGACGACAACCCCCGCGGGGGGACAGCGAGACAAGAGGACGGCCUUCGUGGCGCGGAAAAGGAACGCAGGCUGCAGAGCGCGGUGUUUCGGGCCGUAGAGGAGAGUUACGAAACAGAGGAGGAGGUCCCAAUUACGGCAGGAUGGUCGUGGCAGCUGUGCCCCUGUAAAGGCACCGCGCCGAUUCCUCGGUCGUCGCACAAGGCCGUCGCGGUCGGUUUGCACCUUCUUCUCUUUGGCGGCUACGGCGGACGCUACUUGAAUGACUUCGUCGCGCUCAACACCGGGACUUUCGUCUGGAGCGCCGUCGACUUCGCGCCGAUUGUGCCGUCGCCGCGGCCGCUCGCGUGCGCUGGCGCACGCGGAGGCGAGAGCGACCCGCAGAGAGCUGCGAAUGGCACAGGAGUGGAGGACGACAGACGAGGCAGAGACGUGAGUGACGCGUGCAUGAGAGCCGAGAAGGGACUUCCUCACGACGAGGGCUCGGCGACGCCGCCGCGGCGCUCUUCUGCAAGACGCGAGGAAGAAGAAGAGACAGAGGAGACAGUCUGCCUUGUCGGGGGAUCUCCUACUUCUCGGGGUUCGCCUUCGUGUCUCCUCGAGACGCCGCGAUGUUCGCCGCGGCUCCGGCAGCCUGGAACAGAGGCGUCGGCGGUCUCCGGUUUGCGCGCGGCGGGUGGCGGGGAGGAUGAAGACGUGACUGAAGCAGGUCGGCGCUACAACACGAGGCGCCGACUCGUGAAUGUUUCCAUGGUGCUGCCUGGGCGACAGCAGGGGGGCCGAAGGCGCGCGGCUUCAGAGAGUCCUCUUGCGCCGAAGCCGGCUGACGGAGAAGCCGGCGUAGAGGCUCAGCGACCCGCAGAGUCCCUCCCUUCUCCGUUUUCGCCUUCGUCUCCAGUCGCCGCGAGCCGAGAGAGGACGUCUUCCGCGGCUUCGGGGGUGACGCCGCUGCCAGUUGGGCGGCGAAUGGAGUCCGGAAUCGCGUUCGACGACGACGAGAGCGUGUUUGUCUUCGGGGGGUCGCUUCGCUACAGAUGGCAAUGCGCGCAGCAUCAAUUCAAGGACUUCUGUGCAGACUGCUUUGCACUCCGACUCGGAUGCGCGUCGCCUCCAGCCUUUCCUUCGCUGUAG
This is a messenger RNA of Besnoitia besnoiti, 12021 nucleotides long. RefSeq lists its product as uncharacterized. The coding region runs from base 1 to 12021 and encodes 4006 amino acids. NCBI's taxonomy places the organism in Eukaryota, Apicomplexa, Conoidasida, Eucoccidiorida, Sarcocystidae. The record is from RefSeq and is a predicted model, not a curated record. Gene Ontology annotation, molecular function: protein binding. The transcript is spliced from 10 exons.